Messenger RNA from Drosophila teissieri, 807 nucleotides. RefSeq names its product guided entry of tail-anchored proteins factor 1. The transcript has 2 exons. Lineage: Eukaryota; Metazoa; Arthropoda; Insecta; Diptera; Drosophilidae. The record is from RefSeq and is a predicted model, not a curated record. Bases 114 to 650 code for a protein of 178 amino acids. Gene Ontology annotation, biological process: tail-anchored membrane protein insertion into ER membrane.
UUCUGUCGGUAGUUAUCUAGCACUGCCAUACUAUUUUGUUUUUCAUUAGUAACACGAUUUAUCACAGACUAUUGCAAAUUUGCACAAUUUUGACCUAAAACUGACAUAAAAGCAUGACGCUGUUUGUGGUCAUCGCCCUGCUCAGCCUGCUGAACACAAUCCUGCCAGAUUUCAUAAGAAACUACCUCAAAGUGUCGCGAUUGUGGGGCGUAAGGAACUCCUCGGAAGUCCGGCAGUUGCAGACAGAAUUGGACGCCGCCCGGGAGCAGGUGGAGGUGGUGAGCAAUGCGGAGCAUUCCGGAGAGUACGCCAGGACCAUCAAAAUUAUGCGCGCCGAGCGCAAAGUGUCGGAGGCGGAGGCCAAACUGAAAGCCGCCCGGGGAAUGGAGAACUUCAUGCGGAUGAGCAUCGAUACGGCGAUGUUCUACGGAUCCAAGGUGCUGCUCUCCUUAAUAACCGUGUUUAUCAGCAUCCGGAAUCGUGGAACGCCCGUCAUGAUCAUCGAUGAAGCGAUCAGCUUGGCUCCGUUCACUGGUCUCCUCAGUUUUCCUACUGGCGUGGCCAAUGCCAUUUCUGUGCCCGCCUGGGCAUUUUCCUGCAACCUGACAUUUCGCCUCAUCUACGGCUUGGUAAAAAAUCGUGGGGCGUGAUUUAAUCUUGGCGAAAUCCCUCCUUUUCAUUUAGCUCUUAUAAGGCGCUUGAAACUAUGUACUAUGUUAUGGCUUGCUAAGCUUCAUCACGCAUUAACUCUUGAAUGUAAAGGCCCAAUUUUAUGUAAACCCAUCAAAUAAAUGUAUUUUCACACAA